Molecule: messenger RNA, 2339 nt
Organism: Numida meleagris (helmeted guineafowl)
Lineage: Eukaryota; Metazoa; Chordata; Aves; Galliformes; Numididae
Gene: TAFA3
Product: family with sequence similarity 19 member A3, C-C motif chemokine like
Exons: 5
Coding region: 479-880 (133 amino acids)
Molecular function (GO): receptor ligand activity
Source: RefSeq, a predicted model, not a curated record
CCUCGAAAUGUCAGUUUAAAACAGCCUGAUUCGGUUGGGAAUGUUUCAAGACAAGGAGCGCCCUUUACCACCUCGCAUCACUUUGUUCUGAUUAAAAAUGUCAGUGUUUCCAGUGCUGGCGCGUUGUGAGAUGAGCGCCUUUCACCGCCCCAGCCUGGGCAGCACUGUGGGGUGCAGCUGAGAGCCCCGGUGCUGUUCCUGCUCAUCCCUGGCCUCCAUCAGUAACUUAUGGGCCGGUGCUGAAGUGCUAUGGGGAUGCACUCACUUGCUCCAGACCCAUUUGAUCCCAGCGGGCACUGGGAGGAGGUGAUGGGAGCACGUAACUGCACGUGGAAUGGAUUUCUCGUGGUUUGCCGUGCCGGCAGCGUGCCCAUGGGGCUGUCUGUGUCUCCCCUUUCAGAUGCUCUGAUGUCUGCUGUCUGUGAAGCUCCCAACACCUGUGGUCGGCAGAUGCGCGGCUGUUAGCGGGAAGCCCCGAAUGAGCGAAAGAGACGUCCAAAGCUUGAGCAGAUGGGUUUUAGUGCUCACUCUCUGCCUUACCACGCUAUGGGGAAGACUGACGCUGGCCUCCGCCCACCACAGAAGCCAUUCAGCGCACGUGGAGCCCGGCACCUGCGAGGUCAUCGCGGCACACAGGUGCUGCAAUAAGAACAAGAUAGAGGAGCGCUCCCAGACCGUGAAGUGCUCCUGCUUCCCGGGGCAAGUGGCGGGCACGACACGGGCAGCCCCUUCCUGCGUGGACGCCUCCAUCGUGCUGCAGAAGUGGUGGUGCCAGAUGGAGCCCUGCCUCGCCGGGGAGGAGUGCAAGGUGCUGCCCGACCUCUCGGGGUGGAGUUGCAGCAGCGGCAACAAAGUGAAGACCACCAAGGUCACCCGGUAGCAUCCCCCCCCGGGGUCCUGCAGCUCGGAACCAGCCCCAAUGAUGUCGUGGUGCUGCCAGGCUGGGAUGGGACGGGAUGGUGCCAGCACUGCUACGACCACUGCUGCAAUGCCCCGCGGCUCCACAGCCCCUGCUACCCCGUGAUGCUCUCAGCGGCCAAGAAACAGGCUCGUUUUGCCAUCCUCUGAAAUAAAGUGCUCCAAGCGUUGACAGUUACAGAGACAGACCGACAGACAACAGGGCUUUAUUCCCAGCUAAAACAGCCAAGGUCAGUGCUGCAGGAGUCGCACCGAGACCUGCUGCUGCCUCUGUCUCCCAGACCUGGAAGCAGACCCAGCUGCCCACAGUGGCGGUACCGGGCGGUCCGGCACCUCCUCGGGCUCCAAAGGUGGCAAAACAUUUCUGCAGAGCACGCUGCUGGUUCUUCCUUCCUCUGUAAUUGCAUUCACGAGGCGGAGAGUUUAAUGCCUGUUCCUGCAGGGCCAGUCCCAGGCACCGAAUUGCUGCUCGUGUUCGCAUCGAGUUUCAGAAUAAAGAGGGGGAUCCAGGUGCUGGACACGUGCAGGCUGCCAUCCACAGCCCCAGGCUGAAUGCAGCAUUAAGGAAACGGGCACCGUGCCCCUCAGUGCGCUCUGUCCCCUCUCUGCAGCUGGAGGGGAGGUGGGGGCCCGCGGUCCCAGCGCGGAGGUGCUCCCGUUCUGGGGUACGUAACAGUGCUGCAGACUGAUGUACAUAGCAGACUGUGAAAUAUUAAAUCCAAUUUAACCUCUGCGGAAGAUCUCUUCAUUGCGAAGCUGAGGGGCAGGGGGCAGUGCCAGCGCUGGGUGAUGGGGGCUGAGGACCCCUCACAUGGCUCCGAUGCUCACAGCUGAUUUUUGGUGCCAUCGGACCACAGAGAGACGUUUCCACACCGGUUCCCCUACACACGAAAUUGCUUUGCUGGUUUGUUCAGACCUUUGUGGUUUGAAGUACUCAGGAUUUGGGCUUUCCUUCAGUUCCUUCCAUGGGAGGUGUUCUGAACGAGGGCGGGGAUUUUAAUUCGAGGAAGGCUGAUUUACACCUGGAAGGUGAGGGGGGGAUCCCUCAGGCCAUGGUCCGCAUCCCAUAACCCAGCAGAGCUUUGCAUCCAGGACGCGCUGUGGUUUGGGGAACAAACAGCCUUGGUGUGUGCUGAGCACUGAGCCCCCCUUGUUGUGUGCCACCAUAGGAGUAUGUAAAUACGGGCAGUGGGCAGCUCCCCCUGGCAGCAAACCCUUCCCAGCAUCGGGUGCUGCACCUCCUGCUCUCAGAGGGGGGCCAGGAGAUGCAGCACGGCCCCAUCCCCACCGAGCGUGGUCCCCACAGCAGGCACAGCCCCUGGGGGCUGUCACGGUUCAGGUGCUUCCGUAUCAUCUCCUGGGUAUUGUAAUUACGCCUCGUUCAAUUAGUCUUCGAGGGGAGAAAAAAAAAAAAAAAAAAA